AUGGCUUACUCAGAGGAGCAAAGAGGUGUCCCUUGUGGAUUUAUGCGUCAGAAUUCUGGCAACUCCAUUUCCUUGGACUUUGAGCCCAAUACAGACUACCGGUUUGUGGAGCAGUUGGAAGAGCGAUACAAAUGUGCCUUCUGCCACUCGGUGCUUCACAACCCCCACCAGACAGGCUGUGGGCACCGCUUCUGCCAGCACUGCAUAAUGUCCCUGAGAGAAUUAAACGCAGUGCCAAUCUGCCCUGUAGAUAAGGAGGUCAUCAAAUCCCAGGAGGUGUUUAAAGACAAUUGCUGCAAAAGGGAAGUCCUCAAUUUAUACGUAUAUUGCAAAAAUGCUCCUGGAUGUAAUGCCAAGAUUAUCCUGGGACGAUACCAGGCUAAGAGGGGGAGCCUGCAGGACCACGAGCAUUCUGCCUUGCGGGACCAUAUGCUUUUGGUUUUAGAAAAGAACAUCCAGUUAGAAGAACAGAUUUCUGACUUACAUAAGAGCCUAGAACAGAAAGAAAGUAAAAUCCAGCAGCUAGCAGAAACUGUAAAGAAAUUCGAAAAAGAGUUCAAGCAGUUUUCACAAUUGUUUGGCAAAAAUGGAAGCUUCCUCUCAAACAUCCAGGUUCUUGUCAGUCACGUUGACAAAUCUGCUUGGCUAGAAGCUCAAGUGCGUCAGUUAUUACAAAUGGUUAACCAGCAACAAAAUAAAUUUGACCUGAAGCCUUUGACAGAAGCAAUUGAUACAGUGAAACAGAAAAUUACCCUGCUAGAACACAAUGAUCAAAGAUUAGUUGUUUUAGAAGGAGAGAGUAACAAACAUGAUGAACAUAUUAAUAUUCAUAAAGCACAGCUGAAUAAAAAUGAAGAGCGGUUUAAACUGCUAGAGGGUGCCUGCUAUAAUGGAAAGCUCAUUUGGAAGGUGACAGAUUACAAGAAGAAGAAGAGGGAGGCAGUGGAUGGGCACACAGUGUCCAUCUUCAGCCAGUCCUUCUACACCAGCCGCUGUGGCUACCGCCUCUGUGCCAGGGCAUACCUGAAUGGGGACGGCUCUGGGAAGGGAACACACCUGUCCCUGUACUUUGUGGUGAUGCGAGGAGAGUUUGAUUCACUGUUGCAGUGGCCAUUCAGGCAGAGGGUGACUCUGAUGCUUUUGGACCAGAGUGGCAAAAAGAACCACAUUAUGGAGACCUUCAAAGCAGACCCCAAUAGCAGCAGCUUUAAAAGACCUGAUGGGGAGAUGAACAUUGCAUCUGGCUGUCCCCGAUUUGUGGCUCAUUCCAUUUUGGAGAAUGUCAAGAAUACCUACAUUAAAGAUGAUACCCUGUUCUUGAAAGUGGCUGUGGAUUUAACUGACCUGGAAGAUCUCUAGUCACUGCUGAUGGGGUGAUAAGAGGACUUCAGUUCAGAACACAUUUGAUUAUCUUAUGGAUCUGAAUUUGGACUCAACGCACAUUUGUAUUUGGAUAUUUGCCUUGAAUGUUUGAUGACAGUUUAAA
Messenger RNA from Otolemur garnettii (small-eared galago), 1486 nucleotides. RefSeq names its product TNF receptor associated factor 5 (gene TRAF5). Gene Ontology annotation, biological process: regulation of apoptotic process; protein K63-linked ubiquitination; positive regulation of canonical NF-kappaB signal transduction. Bases 1 to 1359 code for a protein of 452 amino acids. Gene Ontology annotation, cellular component: plasma membrane signaling receptor complex. Gene Ontology annotation, molecular function: zinc ion binding; thioesterase binding; tumor necrosis factor receptor binding. The transcript is spliced from 7 exons. The record is from RefSeq and is a predicted model, not a curated record. NCBI's taxonomy places the organism in Eukaryota, Metazoa, Chordata, Mammalia, Primates, Galagidae.